AUGGCGAGACUGCGUGAAUCCACAGAGUAUGAAGGUAAAGCCUGGAUUGGACUGUUCAGCAACCCAGGAAAAGAAAACAGGAUGUGGCAUUGGUCUCUGCCAGGGGUGAAAUACACUGAACAUGAAACCAGAUGGGGACCUUCUCAACCAGAUGAUCUAUAUGAGAACUGUGUGAAGACAAGAGAAAACUGGACACAUGCCAGAUGUGACCACACUUUGUGGUUCAUCUGCUACGAUGGAAAGAAGAGAGACGGUAAAUCGAUCCAUUUGAUUGAGAAGAAGAUAACCUGGACAAAGGCUCAGAACUACUGCAGAGAUCACUGCACUGACCUGGCCAGUGGACUCGAUCAGGUGGAUGGGGAAGAAUUUAAGAUCCUGAAGGAGUCUCAGAGCUCUCCGAUGACUGUGUGGAUCGGCCUGUUCAGAGACACCUGGAGGUGGUCAGAUGGAAGUAAUUUCUCUUUCAGGCACUGGGAUAUGGAGUUAUUUUAUGAUGGACAAAACAACAGGAAAUGUGCUGUGACUCUGUUAAACAGAUCAGGAAAAUGGAGCUCUGAUGAAUGCAACAACAAAAAUCCUUUCUUCUGUUAUGAUG
Messenger RNA from Neolamprologus brichardi, 595 nucleotides. The record is from RefSeq and is a predicted model, not a curated record. NCBI's taxonomy places the organism in Eukaryota, Metazoa, Chordata, Actinopteri, Cichliformes, Cichlidae.